Molecule: messenger RNA, 4312 nt
Organism: Dendroctonus ponderosae (mountain pine beetle)
Lineage: Eukaryota; Metazoa; Arthropoda; Insecta; Coleoptera; Curculionidae
Product: NADPH oxidase 5
Exons: 20
Coding region: 300-4073 (1257 amino acids)
Biological process (GO): superoxide anion generation; defense response
Cellular component (GO): plasma membrane; NADPH oxidase complex
Molecular function (GO): superoxide-generating NAD(P)H oxidase activity; calcium ion binding
Source: RefSeq, a predicted model, not a curated record
AAGAACAGCACUCCACAGCACCAUUCUUGGCCGCCGGAACCACUGACGAGCGCACCAAAACUCAAGGAGGCACAUAGUUCCCACCCCAUAAAGCAAGUGAACGGCAAUAACAACCUAUCACGAUCUCGAUGUCAGCUUCUUAACAGUUUGCCGCUUAUUGACCACCAGAGCCAGCGAUCUUAGAUUAACUUUGAAGAAUUCUUCUUCAUUAAAUCGUGCUUUUUUAGCGGAUUAGUGCGCAUGUCAAACGGGGUUUAAUUCGGUGUGAAAGUUGACUCUAUGAGCGAAAGUUUCUGAACAUGUCUGAGCCGGAAUUUGUUGCGGGAUCGACUCAGACCGAUCGUGGGGAUGAGAGUGAAAGCAAUGCGGACUGCACGGAUAAUGAGGGAAAUGGACAUGUUCUUAUCAAUGUUUUUCAACCUACGGUACUUAAGGCUAAUGCUCAGGACAUGAACCGGAAAGAAUCCAGACUGGAGGCGAAUGGAAUCAGAGCUCAAACUUUGGAUCUAAUAAAAGAUCAACCGAUUCCCAAAAACACAAUCGGCAUUCAGUCGCGCUCUAUAGGAGUCGGUACGUAUCACGAAAGUUACGAAGACGUUCCAUCGUGCAGCCAAAAUUCGUGCAAGGAAAUCGAUGAAGACACUGUUAUAAGGAGAAGAUCGUUGGUGCCGAUGAGCAGCAUGGAGGAGGAGAAUCUGAGGGAGCGCCUGCAUUUGGCUCAACUGAGACUGGCAGGUGAAAUAGUCAAUCGGGAUCAGAAGUAUACGCGCGAGGGGUUCAGAAAACUGCUUCAGUCUAAAGAUCUUUUGGAACAAACAUUCAAGUUAUUCGACCAGGACAGGACCCAGAGUCUGCCGCAGGAAAAUUGGAUCGAAUUCCUCAAGCAACGCCUGGCAAAUGAAAAACAGAUCGAUUUUGCAGAGCAAUUAGAAAGUGUAGCCUUCUGCCUUUGUGGAGAUGAACCGAUCAAAGUGCAUCAGUUUUACCAGAUUUUUAAUGCAAAAGGGAUAAGCGAUAAGUUAUUUCGACUAUUGGAUGAGAAUAAUCAAGGAACGGUAACAUCAGAGCAAAUAAUGGAAUUUCUGGCAACAAUAACUAACGCACGGCCGCGCACUGGCAUUGACCAAGCAAACUUGAAUAGACUGGAACAACUAUUCAGACAGACUGUUGGGAAUGAAAAGGAGAUUAAAAGGGAUGACUUUCAAAAGAUUGUUAUGUCGAAAAAUCCCUUUUUUACCGAAAGGGUGUUCCAAAUAUUCGACAAGGACAACUCCGGAUCGAUUUCCCUACAGGAAUUUCUCGAUGCAAUGCAUCAAUUCGCUGGACAAAGUCCGGACGAUAAAAUUCGCUUCCUCUUCAAAGUCUACGACAUUGAUGGUGAUGGUCUGAUUCAGCACAAGGAACUGCAGCAUGUAAUGCGAGCCUGUAUGGAAGAGAACGGAAUGCAAUUUAGCGAAGAACAAAUUGAAGAUUUAACUGUGGCGUUGUUCGAAGAUGCGGACACUAACAAUCGGGGUGCCAUCACUUAUGAGGCCCUUAAAAGUCAGCUGGAAAAACAUGGGGGCUUAUUGGAGAACUUAUCUAUAAGUAUAGACCGAUGGUUGGUUCCACCUGCAACAGCCACCCCAAAAUCUAAGUCUCUAUUCCGGAAAAUUCUGUCUUAUAGACCGUACUACCUCACCAUGCCAUAUAUUCGGAACAACAUGAUCUACCUUAUAUUCCUCUUUGGAUUCAUUAUGGUCAAUUGCGUUUUAUUUGUGUCCAGAUCGAUACAAUACAGGAACUCCAAUUGGUAUACAAUAUUUGCCCGAGCAUGUGGACAAUGCCUGAACUUUGAUUGCGCCUUUAUUUUGGUAUUGAUGCUACGUCGAUGUAUAACCUUUCUGAGAACAAGGGGAUAUGGAAGUCUUUUGCCCCUGGAUCAACACAUAUACUUUCAUAAAGUCACUGGAUGGUUAAUUUUUGGACUUAGUUUUUGGCAUUCGUUGAUGCACACUUUCAACUUUACUUUAGUGGUUGUGAAUGAUCCAGUAAUCAACAGCAACAACUUUACAACUACUGAGUGGCUUUUCACAACCAAGCCAGGGUUGUUUGGUUUGAUUGGUGGCUGCGCUAAUCCAACUGGGGUGGCUUUGUUUAUUAUUCUUCUCAUCAUGUUCUUAUGUUCCCAGUCCUUUGUUAGGAGGGGAGGUUGUUUUGAGGUCUUCUACUGGACGCACCUUAUGUACAUCCCGUUCUGGAUAUUGCUGAUACUACAUGGACCAAAUUUUUGGAAAUGGUUCAUUAUACCUGGCUUGGCUUAUUUAGUCGAGCGAAUAUCAAGGAUGGACUCCAUGUCGAAUAAAGGCAAAACUUACAUCAGCUCAGGACUAUUGUUGCCAUCCAAAGUAACGCACCUUGUUAUCAAGCGACCCACUCAAUUCGACUUUCAUCCUGGGGACUACAUUUUUGUUAAUAUCCCAGCUAUUGCUAAAUAUGAGUGGCAUCCUUUCACAAUCAGCAGCUGUCCUGAACAAGAAGAUUACAUGUGGCUGCACAUCAGAGGGGUGGGCCAAUGGACCAAUCGCCUCUAUGAAUACUUUGAAAAAGAGCAGGUGAAACUGCAUAACGGCGAAGUGAAUCCUGUGCAAUCAUGUUCAAAGGGGCAGGAACUGAACGCGCCGGUAAAUGGAAAUCAGACAACUUUGACUCAAAUUAAGGCAUCAAUCACACGGACUUUGUCCAGACGAGAGAAAGAUACCAAUGAUAAUAAAAAAUCUGGUGUUCAGCUAGUAGGAUUUUCCAAUGAAACGUUUGAACACAACGAAGAAGCUGAGUUGCCUCAGAGUGAUGCCGCGCAACGAUCCUUUAGCAGUACUUCAGAUUUACCGAACAAGCCGAGGAAGAUGUCUCCAGAAAACCGUUUGCAGCGAUUGGUUUUUGCCAAAAGAGCUCCUUUAGAAAAGUCGUUGUCUCUACCAGAUGUUCAAAAUAAUGCAAAGAAGCGUGAGCGAAUGUUAGCAUUAAGAGAAUAUAUGCGCUCCGAGUCAGAAAAGAGUUUUGAUCAAUGCCAAAUGCGGAAGGCAAGAAUGAAAUCCUUAGGUCUGGCUUAUCUGAGCCCUCAGAACAAAAGCUUAGCGCAGAGCUUUAGGUACAUGAGAAACAAACCCACUAUCAUCGCCUUUAAAACCCCCAGUUUGGAGAACUGUGACAAGAGGGACUCUAGUAACUCUUUCGCGUCCUCCGUAGUUGGCCACAGCAGUCCUUUUAGAUACUACAGUCCGGAAAGAAGUGCAGAGGAAGGCCAUUCGUUUCAACUUCACGAUAUUACAGCCGCUGAUCCGAAAUUGAAACACAUUAACUAUCCGGUUGGGAAACCGAUGGAGGCGAAACACCUUAAUGAUUGUCUGGUGCGCUCUAGGAGCCAGGCCAAGUUUGCCACAGAUAUCAAAGUAAAAUACUCGAACCAAAUCGGUACUGAGAUUUUCCUAGAUGGACCUUAUGGGGCACCCUCUAGUCACAUUUUCCGCGCUCAACACGCAGUGCUUAUUGCAACCGGAAUUGGAGUUACUCCAUUUGCCUCAAUUUUACAGUCGAUUAUGCACAGAUAUUGGAAAGCGCGACACACCUGCCCUAAAUGCAAGUUUUCAUGGGCUUGUGAUAUUCCAGCUACUGUAAUGAACUUGAGAAAGGUGGAUUUCUUCUGGAUCAACCGAAACCAGCGGUCUUUCGAGUGGUUUGUAAAUCUGCUAUCGCAGCUUGAGAUUGAGCAGGCUGAAUUGGGAGGUGCCAUGGAACGAUUUUUGGAAAUGCACAUGUAUAUUACCAGUGCCUUACAGAAGACCGAUAUGAAAGCUGUGGGGCUUCAACUGGCUCUGGAUUUAUUGCACGAAAAGGAAAAGCGAGAUCUGAUAACUGGACUGAAAACCCGAACGAACGCAGGCAGGCCUAAUUGGGAUAAAGUUUUCAAACAAAUAUCAGAUCAGAAAAAGGGCAAAGUUACGGUUUUCUACUGUGGACCGCCGCAGCUUGGCAGGAUUUUGAGAGUCAAAUGUAACCAGUACGGUUACAUUUUUAGAAAGGAAAGUUUUUAGCACGUUUGACCAUUAUUCAUAUGGUGUAUCUAUAGAUUUUGUAAAAAGCUGUUGAUUGUAAUAUUGUAAAUAUCAUAUUUAUUUUAGAUAUUCUACAUAGGAAAUAUAAAUUGAUUGUAUUAAUAAAAUGUACACACGUUGUUAUUGUGCCUUAAAUGCAAACAUAUAUGAGAAAUAGUGUUUAUAUUAGUUUAGCAUUUAUUUGUAAUAUACAUAUUCCUAAAGAAAAAUUAAGAUUA